AUGACUAUAGCAGGUGUCCUUGAGCACCCCGCCAAGACACUUUGCAACCAAGCUAUCCAGCUGUUCGCCAUCACAGGCUGUCACCACCGCCGUCGUCGUCCCAUCGUACCCAUCGUCAUCAUAUCCCUCAUCAUAAUAACCACCUUCGUCGUGUUCACCAUAUCCGUCGUCAAAGUCCCCUUCGUCGUAUCCUUCGUGAUACCUGUAGUCCUCCUCUGGGCCUUCUUUUUCCUCAGGGCCAUAGUCCUCUUCUUCGUGCUCGUAUCCAUUUCCUUCGGGUUCAUAAUCGUGAUAGCCGUGCUGGUUAUGCGGCGACCAGACUGGGUAGUCUGGCUGGUUGGCUGGCGGGCAAAUUGGCUGGCUGAAGGGUGCGAUGGCGGGUGCUAG
Molecule: messenger RNA, 387 nt
Organism: Colletotrichum graminicola M1.001
Lineage: Eukaryota; Fungi; Ascomycota; Sordariomycetes; Glomerellales; Glomerellaceae
Exons: 1
Coding region: 1-387 (128 amino acids)
Source: RefSeq, a predicted model, not a curated record